AAAGAUUGAAAUUAGUUUCCAAGAUGAGAUAAUUCUGUCCAAAAAAACUAAGAAAUUCACUUCAUUAAUUCCACGCCUCUCAAUCUCCACUUCCUUGUCUUCUGCUCAACCAGAGUAUUUGGUUGCCACACUUCAUCUAUCAUCAGAGAAAGAGAGACAGGCGCACAGACAACAUGGCUAGCUGCAACAUGGCAUCAGCUGCAUCAGGAUUUGCGUUGGCACCAACUGUUGCAACCAAUACAAACUCAACUUCUAAGCCCACCAUGUUGUUUUUCUCUUCAAAGAACAACAACAAGAACUAUUCGAGGCUUGUCGUAAGGUCAGCUGAAGAGGGUGCAUCACCACCUGCUGCCACCACAGAACCAGCUGUAGCUGAAGCUCCAAAACCUAAGCCACCACCUAUUGGACCCAAGAGAGGAACCAAGGUGAAGAUACUGAGGAAGGAAUCCUACUGGUUCAAUGGCGUUGGAUCCGUAGUAGCUGUUGAUCAGGUAAUACCAUCUCUCUCCUCCCUGACCUUUUUUUAUCUAAUUUUUUUUGUCAUGGUUAUUUACUAUGGAUUUGGAUCGGACAGGACCCCAGGAGCCGCUACCCGGUGGUGGUUCGAUUCAACAAGGUUAAUUAUGCAAAUGUAUCUACAAACAACUACGCCUUGGAUGAAAUCGAAGAAGUAAAAUGAGAGUGAUGUUUGUGCAUUGUAGUUUUGGUUUUCUUAUUACUUAUCCUACUCUCUACCUUAAAGCUUUGUAUGUUUCAUGAAUGUGUAUCAUACUCCACCUCUGUGAUUCUCUA
This is a messenger RNA of Populus trichocarpa (black cottonwood), 792 nucleotides long. Its product is annotated as photosystem I reaction center subunit IV A, chloroplastic. Gene Ontology annotation, cellular component: photosystem I reaction center; photosystem I. The transcript has 2 exons. Bases 174 to 674 code for a protein of 166 amino acids. The record is from RefSeq and is a predicted model, not a curated record. Lineage: Eukaryota; Viridiplantae; Streptophyta; Magnoliopsida; Malpighiales; Salicaceae. Gene Ontology annotation, biological process: photosynthesis.